AUGACAUCGGGGCUCCCCGCGUUUACCCCAUUUGACAGUGCGUCAGAAACCUGGGAAGAUUACCUCGAGAGAUUUGAGUGCUUUCUACAGGCCAAUGAUCUCUCUGAGGUGUCCAGUGCCAGGAAGCGGGGCUAUUUCCUUAGCGCUUGUGGCAGAGAAGUUUUCGGGACAGCCAGGUCUUUGGCCGCACCUCAGCCAGUUUUCACAAUGCCGUGGGAGACGCUUAUGGAGAAACUCAAGCAUCACUACUCUCCUGCCCCAUCAAAGAUCGCGCGGCGCCACGCAUUUCAUCAGAGGGCACAAAGAGAGGGAGAGUCUAUAAACGAAUACGUGUCAGCGCUAAGAACGGCUGCUCGGCAUUGUGAGUUUCGGGAGCUGGAUGAGAUGCUCCUCGAUCAGUUAGUAUGUGGGGUGAGAAAUCUGAAGCUGCAGGAGAGGCUGCUGGCCCGUCCCGAGUUAACUCUUUCCAUCGCGCUGGACGAGGCGCGGGCCACCGAGAUGUCCGCCAAGUCUGCAGCCGAAAUUCAGCGUUUCCAGUCGGGGUCGGCAGGCCAUUCUUCCGUUAAUUUCGGGGCGGCAGAUUUUGACGACAAUGGGAAUCGUGGCGAUGAUGUCAGCCGCCUCAAGUCCAUCCAGCGCAAGACGUGGUCUCCUGCACCCAAGAAUCUCCAAGGCUGUUGCUUGGGCUGUGGCGGUUCACACAAUCGAUCAGAAUGCAAGUUUAAAACUGCCGUCUGCCGGCGUUGCCAGAAGCGUGGGCACUUGUCAAGGGUCUGCCGCGCCGUGUUUCCUGCCGCGUCUACCGCUGGGGAGCCGAGUUACAAGCGACAGAAGAGCGGGCAUUCGGGCCGCCGUGAGAAGGAGAGAGGGAGAGAGGGCAACUCUUUCGCGAUUUCCCAAGAUGCUGAGGUGGCUGCAGUUGCCAUCAGCCACGCAUCCUCCCCGUUCUCUGACAGUAAGAUUCACGUGACUGUCCAGCUGGAGGGUGUUCCCUGUAAAAUGGAAGUGGACACGGGAUCCUCCAGGUCGCUGAUUGCUUGGCCCACACUCAAGGCUCUGUUGCCCACUAUUCAGAAACGGCGGCUGCAGCCUUGUCACAUUGUGUUAAGGGACUAUCAGGGGAAUGCCAUUCCAACUUUGGGUUGUGGGUCUUUCCAUGUUUCCUAUGGGUCAUUUUCGGGCCAUCUGGCCCUUGUCAUUGUUAAGAACAGCCUCCCUUCAUUAUUGGGCCUUGAUUGGUUUGCUGCCCUCCAUUUGGGUAUUUCUGGGGUCCACUCCAUGAGGUCUAAUAUAUCAGAUAUCAUUCUUCAGGAAUUUGCAGAUGUAUUUGAUGGCCGCCUGGGAAAAUACAAGGGCCUCCCUAUUUCCUUUAAUUUAGACCCCCAGGUAGCACCUAUUAGGCUCAAGCCGCGGAGGGUGCCCUUGGCGCUGCGGCCCAGGGUUGACAAGGAGUUGGAUAAGCUCAUCGCUCAGGGGGUCCUACAACCAGUAGAGCAUGCCAACUGGGAGACCCCUAUUGUAAUUCCCCUGAAACAGGACGGUUCAAUUAGGAUAUGUGCUGAUUACAAGGCGACUUUAAAUAGGGCCCUCCAAACUAACCACUACCCAGUGCCAGUGGUUCAGCACUUGCUUCACUCCUUGGGCCGAGGGAAGGUUUUCGCCAAGCUGGACCUAGCCCAGGCCUAUCAGCAACUUCCUGUUGAUAGUUCCACGGCUAUGGCUCAAACAAUCAUCACACACCGGGGCGCUUUUAAGUGCAACCGGUUGCAAUUUGGUGUUAGCGUGGCCCCAGGAAUCUUCCAGAGCCUCAUGGAGCGACUGCUCCAUGGGUUAGGAGGUGUAGUUCCCUACUUUGAUGACGUUCUGAUAGCGGCUGCUGAUCAGAACGACCUCAUCCUUAAACUCAGGGCUGUACUCUCCAGGAUCAGGAAGGCGGGGCUAAAAUUAAAAAAAGAGAAGUGUCGCUUGGGGGUUUCCCAGGUGGAAUUUUUAGGAUUCCUUAUUGAUGCUUCUGGCAUUCACCCGGCCCCUGCCAAGGUAGCGGCUAUUAAGCACGCCCCUGCACCCACAUCCAAGGCACAACUGCAACAUGCUGCCGCUUCGUUCCAGGCAGUCAAAGAACUUCUUUCAUCCGACUCUGUCCUGGUACAGUACGAUGGCUCGCUGCCUCUGUCCUUGACGUGCGACGCCUCUCCCUACGGGGUAGGGGCUGUCCUGAGUCAUAUUUUGCCAUCUGGAGCGGAGGCUCCCAUCGCUUACUACUCCAGGACUUUGUCGCAUGCUGAGAGGAACUACAGCCAGCUCGACCGUGAGGCUUUGGCGGCUGUAGCUGGAAUCAAACGAUUCCAUGAUUACAUCUAUGGUAGGUUUUUUUACCUGGUCACUGACCAUAAGCCUCUUUUAGGGUUGUUGGCUGGUGACAGGCAGACUCCCCAAAUAUUGUCGCCGCGCAUGUCGCGUUGGGUGGAAUUCCUUUCCGCUUACUCGUACCAAUUGUCAUACAAACCGGGUAAGGCUAUUGCCCACGCUGAUGCCAGGGGCUGGCCUGACAAUCAUGAGUCUGCUGAAUUUAUGCCCUUCUUCCGCAGACGCCAUGAGCUGUCAGUCCUCCAGGGCUGCCUCUUAUGGGGAAAUAGAGUAAUCGUGCCCACGGCCCUCAGAAACCAAGUCUUGGCUGGUCUUCACGCAGCCCACCCGGGGGUGGUGCGGAUGAAGGCUCUCGGCAGGAGCUACGUGUGGUGGCCUAACUUUGACCAACAGGUCGAAGACUGUGUAGCUCGCUGCCGCACUUGCCAAGCUACUCGCCCAGCUCCCCCUGCUGCACCCGUGCAGGAAUGGGAACCACCACGGGCGCCUUGGGCUAGGAUACACUUGGACCUUGCUGGUCCCUUCCAGGGCCAGACCUUCCUAAUAGCGGUGGAUGCCCAUUCCAAGUGGGUUGAGUUGUCCUUAAUGCACUCCACAACGUCUUCGGCCGUUAUUAGGGUGGUAGAAGGUUGGUUUGCGACCCAUGGGCUACCUGAUGUUAUUGUUACGGAUAAUGGGCCGCAGUUUACUUCGGCACCCUUUCAGAUGUUCCUAGCCCGUUUGGGGAUCCGCCAUGCUCAGACUGCCCCGCAACAUCCGGCUGCUAAUGGACAAGCUGAACGGGCCGUCCAUUCAGCCAAAGAGGCUCUGCGUAGGUUAGGGUCCACCGAUUGGCAUCACAAGAUCCACCAAUACCUGUUGGCGCAGCACACCACCCCUUGUGCCACCACCAAACAAAGCCCCGCAGAGUUGCUAAUGGGUAGGAGGCUAAGAACGACCCUGGAUCGCUUACACCCAAGUUACACCCAUGGCCCACCUGCAGGGACACGGUUUCCCCCUAGGGUUUUUGGGUUGGGGGAAAGAGUUUAUGCACUUAAUUUUGACAGAGACCCCCGUUGGCUGCCGGGACAGAUUCUUCAAAUAACUGGACCCUAUUCUUAUAGGGUCCUUCUCACCGACGGAAGAAUUUGGAGGCGGCAUGUCAACCAACUACGGAGACGGGCUGCAGAAUUAGACACUCGACCUUCCCCUGACCCGUCAACACCCACAGCCUCGCACCAUCCAGAUAGUCCUCCUCCCAGACCGGAGGCCGGCCGGCCUCAACUGUCCAGAUCGUUCGCGCCGGUGGUCUUACCUGACAGCUCCGCUCCGGCGGUGAGUUCAAGUCCUGGACAGGAUCCACUUCCGGUUGAGCAGAAGCGGGCAGGCGAGGCAUCGCCAACCGUACCAACAAGUUCACCAAGUAUAAGACAGUCUGGGAGGCAGCGUCAACGUCCCGCGUACUUGGAGGACUACGAGUGCGCAUUCCGGGUGUGA
This is a messenger RNA of Pantherophis guttatus, 3843 nucleotides long. NCBI's taxonomy places the organism in Eukaryota, Metazoa, Chordata, Lepidosauria, Squamata, Colubridae. The record is from RefSeq and is a predicted model, not a curated record.